GCAGACGAUGUUUGAAUGUCAACAACUCAAACAUUUUAUUACAAACCACAUUCCCGGUUCUUUUGAACUUUUACUUCUGCCCUGCUUCGUGUCAUGACGUGUAAAGCUCUCAUAUGAAUAUGGAAUCUGAUAUGAUAGAGGUUUCUAGUGAAAUAGUUCAAGGUGUUGAAUUGUUCAAUGAAGAUAUACUACAGAAAGAAUUAAGUGAAAAUGCUGGUGCACUUCAAGAGACUUUGGUUGUUCAGGAUGCUGAACUUUGUGUAAUCGCCGAGCCGGUGUAUUAUCCAGAAUACCAAUUUGAUAGUCCAUGGACACUAGUUUGUUCAGCACAAAAAGAAUUCGAGAAUACCAAAACCCAGGGAUUUUUGAAGGGAUGCAAAUGGUCACCUGAUGGAACCUGCCUUUUGGCAUGUGCUGAUGAUGGUCUACUGCGGCUAUUUGAUCUCCCUGCCGAUCUCUACAACAGCCACAAAAAAACCUUUCAGGGAUGUUCCGCCACUGAACUUUCAUCCUCUUUGAGGAUCAAAGAAGGAGAAAUCAUUUACGACUACUGCUGGCAUCCCCACAUGUCCUCUUGGAAUCUAGAAACCUGCCUGCUUGCCAGUACAGCCAAAGGCAGCCCGACUCACUUAUGGGAUGCCUACAAAGGAACUUUGACUGCUACAUACCGAGCUUACAAUAACGUCGACGAAGUGGAAGCUGCCAACAGCUUGUGUAUCAGUCCAGAUGGAGAAAAAUUGUACUGUGGUUUCGACAAGUGCGUCCGCGUUUUUGACAUCCAGACGCCUGGCAGACAUUGCGAAAUGCGUCCCACCAAAUCGACUGACGGUUUGUCAGCCAGCCAGUCUGGAAUCAUAUCAUGCAUCGCGGUCAAUGCAGCUCUACCCUCGGUUUACGCAGCAGCUAGUUACCUGAAAACGAUUGGAUUAUACUCGGAGCCUGAAGGCGUUGCACUCUGCGUCUUGGAGGGACACAGAGGAGGCGUAACCCAUCUCAAAUUUUCUCCAGACGGUAUGGUCUUGUACAGCGGAGGAAGAAAGGAUCCAGAGAUAUUAUGUUGGGAUCUGCGUAAUCCAGGUCAGGUGCUCUACACGAUGCACAGGACGGUCGAGACGAAUCAGCGAAUCUAUUUCGAUUUAGAUCCCAGCGGGCACUACCUCAUCAGUGGAGACACGAGUGGCUGCGUGACAAUUUGGGACACACAAAUCGGAGUGGAAACGAGCAAUAGCGAAAGUCCUUUGUUGUCCAUGAAAUCGCUGCCGGAAAGGUUUCGUUGCAGAGUGAACGACGACUGUACGAACGGUGUCAGCUUUCAUCCUUGGCUGCCUCUAGUGGCCACGAGUUCCGGCCAACGGCAUCUAACCUGUCGUCUCAACAAUUCAGUUGGCGACAGUAGCAGCGACUCUGACAUCGAUGACGAGCCUUCACGCCAGAAAUCGCCAAGUAGAGAAAACUCAGUCAAGUUGUGGUGGGCCUAUAACAUCGACCGCGAAGCGCUGUAAUUGCAUCUCAGACGACCAAAAUUUUGUACGACUAAAAAGGCUACAUAACGUUUUGUAAAGCUGAAGUCGAGUCUAGCACAUGCAGAAGGAGAAAACAAAGUGAAAAUGAGCAAAAGAGAGAAAAGAACCAUCGUCAUCGGCCCUCCACCAAAUUGAAAACAAAGGCCACGAAUUCGCAUGCUCAACGCGGUGAAUCUGCUGUUGGUCCAAAUAAAAAUAGAUAAAAGAAAAAGAGUGAAUUGAGAGCUUAUAUGGUAGAUAGAAAGCGUACCUUGUGGAUUUCGUUCGUUGGUCGAUGAAAAAACCCACAUUUUUUUUAGUUUUUUUUAGUGGUACACGCUUGGAGUCUGCUUAUUGGUUCCCCGAAUCCCCCUGAAAAUAAAAUAAAAAAGAGAA
Messenger RNA from Daphnia magna, 1898 nucleotides. It is a transcript of the gene WDR79, whose product is annotated as telomerase Cajal body protein 1. The transcript is spliced from 8 exons. The record is from RefSeq and is a predicted model, not a curated record. Bases 114 to 1502 code for a protein of 462 amino acids. Gene Ontology annotation, cellular component: Cajal body. NCBI's taxonomy places the organism in Eukaryota, Metazoa, Arthropoda, Branchiopoda, Diplostraca, Daphniidae. Gene Ontology annotation, molecular function: protein binding; RNA binding. Gene Ontology annotation, biological process: Cajal body organization.